CUUUUAUGACAGUGUCAGCUCACUGACUAAAUUUCAGUGAGACAGGGACACAAACCCUGGAUCUGUCAGCCAGUUCAUGAGAAUAUACAGGCAGCCCCACAUUGAAUAACCACCAACAUCGAUUACAGCACCUGCCUCAUUUGCUGCCAAUGUACCACCUCCUGGAAUGUGACUGAGAGCUGAUAUGAACACCACGCUGUUAGUGGUGGCAGAGAAGCAGCCAAACCCAGGAGCUGGACAAUCUCUUACCCAAGGCUCAGCUGUACAGGAUGUCCCGCCUUAGUCAAUGCUGAAAGACAGUUCUUGCUAAGACUGUAUGCUCGCUGAAGUUGCUGUUUAUCUGCAGCCGAGAAAGUCACUCCUUGUGAGGGGUGGUCAGGAGGGUUGGUGUGGGGGCUGCAGGGAGAGAGUGUGUGGGAGCUGCAGGGAGAGAGUGAGUGGGAGCUGCAGGGAGAGAGUGUGUGGGAGCUGCAGGGAGAGACUGGGAGCUGCAGGGAGAGAGUGAGUGUGCUGCAGGGAGAGUAUUGUUGUGAGCAGUAGCUGCUGUCGGUGUGUGCCUGUGCUCUGGGGACGAUGUUAGCUCUGGUUGUAGCAGCACUAACAGGAAUCCUGGCUGUAGGCUUUGUGCUGAGCCUCAGUGUGCAGUGCCUAGCUGAGGAUCUGUGCUUUCUGCUCCGAGCCAGUAGGUUCGGCCUGAAGCUGCUGAUGGUUUACCUGAGCAGGAGGGUGCCCACUGUAUUGGAGCGCUUCAGCCAGCAGGUACAGACUAACCCACACAAACCCUUCCUGCUGUACCAGGGCCAGGCGUUCACCUACCGCCAGGUAGACAGCCGCAGUAACCGGCUCGCCCGGCUCUUUCUCAGGGAGCAGCCGGCUCUGCUAGCGGGAAACACGGUGGCUCUGCUGAUGAGUAACGAGCCCGACUUUGUGUGUGUGUGGUUCGGCUUGGCCAAGCUGGGAUGUGCCGUGGCUUUCCUGAACAGUAACCUCCGCAGCCGCUCCCUGUUACACUGCCUGGACAGCUCCGGAGCGAACAGCCUGGUUGUGGGAGAAGAUCUAGUUGAUGUUGUGAAGGACAUUCUGACCAACAUCCAGGACAAUAACAUAUCUGUCUGGGUUAUGGGGAAAACAUGUACUCUCCAUGGAGUGAAUACCCUCGCAGAUAAAGUGGAAGAAGUACCAGGCAGCCCUGUGUCAGGAACAUGGAAAUCUACCAUCAAUCUGAAGUCCACCUUUCUGUAUAUAUUCACUUCGGGGACAACAGGGUUACCAAAGGCUGCUGUAAUCACCCAGCUCCAAUCCUUAAGGGCUAGUGCUGGAUUUUCAGUGUUUGGAGUCACCAAGGAUGACAUCAUCUAUGUUGCACUUCCUUUAUAUCAUGGUGCCGCUUCUCUCUUAGGCAUCUGUGGCUGUAUUGAGCUUGGUGCAACAUUGGUGCUAAAGAAGAAAUUCUCAGCUAGCCAGUUCUGGAAUGACUGUCGAAAGUACAAUGUUACAGUAUUUCAGUAUAUAGGAGAACUCUGUCGCUACCUGUGCAAUCAGCCAAAGAUUGAAGGAGAGAAGAAUCACCAAGUCCGAAUGGCUGUAGGAAAUGGGAUCAGGCCCGAGGUCUGGAAAGAAUUUCUCGAGCGAUUUGGUGACAUUAAGAUGUGCGAGUUUUAUGGUGCAACAGAAGGAAAUAUUUUCUUUAUGAAUUACACAGGGAAGUUGGGAGCUGUGGGACGCAUAAACUCCAUAUAUAAAGCAUUUCUGUCGUAUAAACUGGUGAAAUAUGAUGCUCAGAAGGAAACACCCAUAAGAAAUGAACAAGGGCGAUGUGAAAAGGUUGGCAAAGGUGAGACUGGACUCCUAAUUUCUCCAGUGACUAAAUGGAACCCAUUCAGUGGUUAUGCUGGAAACAAGAAGUUUUCACAGCAGAAGCUGUUGGAAGAUGUAUUUAAAAAGGGGGAUCUGUAUUUCAACACGGGGGACCUCAUGUCUGAGAGCAAGGAUGGCUACAUUUACUUCCGCGAUCGGAUUGGAGAUACCUUUAGAUGGAAAGGGGAAAAUGUUGCAACCACAGAGGUGGCUGAAAUUAUCGGAAUGUUGGACGUUGUCGAAGAAGCCAAUGUGUAUGGAGUAGCUGUCCAAGGGUAUGAAGGCAGGAUAGGGAUGGCAGCUAUUAUCCUGAAACCAGGUCAAGAGUUCAAAGGGAAAAAAAUAUACAAUCACGUUGUGAAACAUCUGCCAAGUUAUGCUUACCCACGCUUCCUGAGAAUCCAGGAAUUCAUGGAGAUGACUGGAACCUUCAAGAGAAAAAAAAUGAAAUUGGUAGAAGAAGCAUUUAAUCCCAUGAUCAUAACUGAGCCACUGUAUUUCCUGGAUACUUUUGAGAAAUCUUACAUUUUAAUGACAGAGCAAAUCUAUGACCAGAUUUUGUCAUUCAAGAUAAAAUUAUGAGCCAUGUUUUGUAAUUUGGGCAUUUAUUAUAUAUCCAUGGGAAUUCUGUAUGACCAUUUUCUCAGCAAAUAGUUUUAUAGUAUAACUGUUAACAGCAGCUGUGUUUUAUUAAUACAUUUUAUCUGAAGAUGUAUUAUCUGCAGAGAAUAUAUUUUAACUUGCCUUGUAAAUAAUUUUAAUUUGUAUCUCUGUAACAAAACAUUAUUGAUAUAUACAAACACAUUUUAUAAGUAACUUGAUUUCCUAAACUGUUAAAAAGCCUGUAAUUGUAUUUUUUACUGAACAACAUAGCAUUAUAAAAAUGGUUGCACUCUAAUUUCUUGUCUUUUAUAGAAAUUUAAAUUUCAAAACUUGGAAUGCCUACCCUUUACAUUAUAGACAGGCAGGAGGCUGGAAGAACACAGCCAGCCAGGCAGCACCAGCAGGUGGAGAA
This is a messenger RNA of Chiloscyllium plagiosum (whitespotted bambooshark), 2872 nucleotides long. It is a transcript of the gene slc27a6, whose product is annotated as solute carrier family 27 member 6. Lineage: Eukaryota; Metazoa; Chordata; Chondrichthyes; Orectolobiformes; Hemiscylliidae. Gene Ontology annotation, molecular function: long-chain fatty acid-CoA ligase activity; long-chain fatty acid transmembrane transporter activity. Gene Ontology annotation, cellular component: endoplasmic reticulum membrane; plasma membrane. The record is from RefSeq and is a predicted model, not a curated record. Gene Ontology annotation, biological process: long-chain fatty acid import into cell; long-chain fatty acid metabolic process.